CCCUAAUUUUCCUUCUUCUCCCGAGAAUCUUUCAUCUUCGUCUUCUUCUUUAGUUUUCCUUAAUAUCCAGAGAAGCAAGCAUGGAUUAAUGGCGUAAGGUAAGAAAGAUCUUGUGUAGUAAAUUUUGAAGCCAUCUUAUUCAGAGUCAGAGCUCGCUUUCUCUGUCUAAUGGCGUUGCUACUCGGCGAAGACGGCCGGGGUUACGACCUUGCUCGGAAGCUCGAGAGCCUUGGGGUGUGGCGGACGUGGCUUGGUGAUGCUCUCUAUUCCAGUUUCAUCCAUUGCCUCACUUCCCCGUCGUCAUGGGACGUCUUCAUGAGCACGGAUGAUUCGAAAUCUAGGGCACAAAUCCAACUCCAGCUCAGGGUUCGGGCUCUUCUAUUCGAUAAAGCCUCCGCCUCUCAAUUGCUCCGACCGCCUCUGCAGUCUUCUUCUUCGUCCAUAAUUUCGAAGCUUAAUCCGAAUUAUUUGCAGUUACACGGCGAUGACAUUUACUUCAGUUACGAAGAUUGUCCUCAAGAUGAACAACAACAACAACAACAACGGGACAGUACUGCCGGUUCUAAGAAACCACAACAGAAGCCCCAAUCAAAGGCAUCAUCAGUAAGUGUUGGUUCAAGAUAUGGUGGUGACAAAGAUAUGGACAAUUCGUCUCAGAGGUUGAGACAUGAUGAAUUUCCAGAGACAUGGUAUAAUCAGUUCUUUGAGAAAUAUAGAGUUACUAAACCAUAUAGAAUCGCCUCAGCUGACCAGGAAGGUGACAAACGUACACCUGAGAAGAUGUCGUCUUUUAUUAUAACCAAUGAGAAGAUCAAGAAAAGGAGAGCAGCAUUCAAGGAAGAUGAGACCAAUAAUGCUAUCAAUAAUCGCGUGACAAAAAGUAGGAUCUCCACUUUGGACGAAACCGAAGCAAUCGAUGAUGAUUCUGUUUUUUUCCCUGAAAUAAUGUUCCCCUUUAACUGUGUCCCCUCUAGUACAUUUCCACCUAUGCGUCGAUUGGAGCAAAACCGCAAAAUAGAUUUUAAUGGAAUACUUGAUAGUCUACCAAAAAUGAUGGCGAAGAACCAUACUAUGAUUGAGAGACUUGGAAUCAGACCAGAGAACAUGGGCAUGGAGCAGCAGGGAGGAAAUCAAUUCCAUGGGAAAGCCUGGGAUGAAGGGAAGAGAAGACAGUUGAGUGAAAAACAGGCAUCAGAAAUGUCUAGGAAGGUGAUAGCCCGUAAUUUAACUGAGAUAGGGUUUGAUAGCUCAUGUAAAACUUCGGUGGAUGUGUUAUCCCAGCUCCUGAGCUCUCAUACAUGUAAGCUGGGACGUGUUCUGAGGAUGCUUACUGAUAAUUACAGAAAGAAAUGCUCAGCCGUUGAACUGGUCAAGAUGUUCCUUCAAACAACAGGAUAUAGUAAUUUAGGAGGAUUAGCAGAGAUUGUGAAGGAUAAUUCAAGAAACAACCCUGUGCAACAAACUCAGCAGCAACAACUACAGUUGAUCCAGUCACAAUUACAUCCGCAAUUCCAGGCACAGCUUAGACAAUCUCAACAAUUGCAGCAGGUUACAAGACAGAUGCAUCCACAAAUGCAGAUGCAAAUGCAACAAAUACAGUUGCAAAUGCAGAUGCAACAGAUGCAGCAGCAGCAGAUGGCUCAGCCGCAAAACCUAGUAUUCCAGCAGCAGCAACAACAACAAAUGGAAAGGAUUAGAAGGCGUCAACCAGCUGCUGCUGCUGCUGCUGCUAUUAGUAGUAGUACUACUACUACAACUACUACUACUACGACUAAUAGUACCCCUCGGACGAUGGUCCAAGUGAAGCUUGAAAACCCAUCGGAGUUCACACCUUCUCCUAUGGAAACCAAUAAUAAUAAUACAUUUGGAGGAGGAGCAACAGCAGCAGCAGGAGGGAUGAUGAAUAUAAGGCAUCCCCACCAGUUGCAAUUCCAGCAACAUCAUCAGAUUGCAGCAAUGUCAAACUUCCAGGCGCAAUCCACCAAUCAAUAUCGACAAUCAGCCAUAUUACCCGCCGCCACCGCCUCCCAUCAUCAGAUUCCUCAAGUCCAAACACCGACUAGUAAUAACGGAGGAAAUAGCAGUUUGAUGAGGGCACAACCGGUGAAAGUAGAGGGAUUCCAAGAGUUGAUGGGUGGGGAUUUGGCGACAAUAAAGCUCGACAACAACAGCUCAGCAGAAGGGAAUGGAAAAAUAACUUCUCCUCCUCUUCCUCAACCUCCAAAGUAAGACAGACAACAAACAGACACAAUUCUUAAGUCAAUAGAUUGUCUGUAACAUUUGUUAUUUAUAUCUACUACUACUUUAGGGUCAAUAGGUUUGAUUAUUAUUAUAUAUGGAUGGAGCUUUUGCAUCUUAUUCUUGUAUAUAGUAAUAAGUAGUUCAGCACAUUAUUCACAAGAUAUCUCUUGUACAACUCGGGAAAAUGCACUCACAUGUCAUGCAAUACUAUCAUACAAUUCAUUUUUUAUUGACAAUUUCUGUCCUUGGUA
Messenger RNA from Impatiens glandulifera, 2492 nucleotides. RefSeq lists its product as uncharacterized. The transcript is spliced from 6 exons. Bases 169 to 2229 code for a protein of 686 amino acids. Gene Ontology annotation, molecular function: protein heterodimerization activity. The record is from RefSeq and is a predicted model, not a curated record. NCBI's taxonomy places the organism in Eukaryota, Viridiplantae, Streptophyta, Magnoliopsida, Ericales, Balsaminaceae.